AACUACAAAUUACUGCAAACGUUACCUUGAGCCGCGUAGCACUAUGUCUUGUUACUGUUUAAGAUAAUUACAAUUUACCUGUGAUGGUGUUGACAGUAAUAUUUUGGGAAGCAUGAUUGCCUUAUUGAGAACCGAAUGGUGGUAAAGAGGAGACGCCUACGCGGUGUUAGCGUGGAACUUCAUCCGUGCCGUCGGUCUGCCGGCUCGAUUCCAAAGAUCGGAAUCAGUCGUUCGACGAACGUCGCUCGCGCCGCGUCCUCUUAGCGCAACUGUUGUACGCGUAUUCGUGGCCGCCCGCCCAAACAGCGCCGUGUCAUUUCUAAUAUUUACAUUUGACAUUAAUUUCUUGAAACAUAAGUGAAAAUAAUCGAACUAUAAUAAUAAUAUAAAAACAGUUCAUCAAAACAGUUUUAUCGUGAACUUUUUGUGUUGUUCUCUAACGGAUGAUCUUUAUUUGACGUUCGACAAUCUCGAAAGAAAUCUUCUGAAAUAAAAAUCAUCGAAAUUAAAAAAGUGGUGGCCGGUAGCCCUAAUGGGGUCAGUCUCAAUGGCGAUUGUGGAGAAGGUGUCACGAGGCUGACUUUAGGCCUGCAACCGGAGACAUUCGACAUGAACGAUAUCCCAAUUAAUACGUACACAGUGGACACACGGAGAAUGCAGCUCUAUUCACAUCCACACGUCCAUCCGACGGUGACGGAAUUGUCUAUACACGCGGUGUCCACACAAGAGUUACUGAAGCCAAAAGAAGAGCCUGCGUACUCCUUGGCUACACCAUCAAACUUGUGCUCCGUCAGUUUACAUCAUACAGGUACCCAGCCGUAUGAUAAUAGAAUAUGUAUUCAAGAAACCAGUGCAAAUGAUACUCCCAACUCCCAAAAUGUUAAAGGAGAAGAAGAUCUUUCCAGGGUAUAUCAAACUCUUUCAUUGCCUUCUCUCUCCAGAGAGGACAACAAUAGUUCUAGCAAUAAUAACAACAGUAACAGUAAUGAAGCCAAAAUCAAAUCAAAAACGGCGGCGCCUGUCAGUCCUGGGAGCUCGGAAUUGAAGCCUCAAUCCACUACAGCAGCGCAAGCCCUGACCAAGCCUCCUUAUUCUUAUGUGGCCCUUAUUUCAAUGGCGAUACAAAAUAGUCAAACGAAACGAGCCACUCUCAGCGAAAUAUAUGCUUAUAUCACCAAGGAGUUUCCAUAUUUUGAAAAAAAUAAAAAGGGAUGGCAAAAUUCUAUAAGACACAAUCUCAGUCUAAACGAAUGCUUUGUUAAAGUACCACGUGAAGGUGGGGGUGAAAGGAAAGGAAAUUAUUGGACUUUAGAUCCACAAUGCGGAGAUAUGUUCGAGAAUGGGAACUACAGGAGACGACGCAGAAUGAAAAGGCCAUUCCGGACUACGCCCUAUACGAAAACACUAUUCGGCGAUGGAUACCACGUGGCGCACGUUGCCCAACACGUGCCACCUCAUAUGCAACCACUUCCAUUAGGAGCGAGAAAUUAUUUUGGCUCCGGUUCUCCGUAUCCGUCAUCUUAUCCUAGAUAUGACACUACUUGGCUUACCCAGUCGACGAGUGGGCUCGGGUAUGCAAGCGCGUGUGGAAGUAUGGGCCGGAGUCCGCCGGGAUGCUCCCCGCACAGUGCGAUGCCCCAUCAAUCAUCUCCUGUUUCAGUAAAUCCAUUUGCGACUCAUCAGUUGCAAGGACAGUUACAGAAUCCGUUGCAACCAAUGCAGUCAAUACCAAUGAAUUCUUACAAUCCAAUCGGUGUUUCGGCGUUGGAUGGCUCACCAAGUCCAGGUCCGGGAUAUGCACCUUCGUCAGGUGGAUACUCUCCGAGUCGACAUCACGACAUUGUUUCGUCUUCGGACACUGUGUCGCGGUUUCCGUUUUGGCCGGAAGGUGGCUCCCCGAGUCCCAACUCUGGAUACGUGCCCACAAGCAGUUUUUCCCCGACGCGGCGACAUGAGACUGUUACCUCCUCGGAAACUAGCGCCGCAAGGUUUUCUUUCUGGCCUGAUGGUGAAUACCAUUUUAUCUUUGGUGUGAAAGAAGAGGCGUCGUCAAGUCUCAUAUCUAAUGCAGCGCCAUAUUCGAAAUGUUUUAUGUAAAUUUACCAAAGUUGGAGGGAAAUAAGACUAGAGUUAUCCAUUAUAUCUUAUGCACUAGAUUGGAAUAAGAUUCAUAAAUGGAUUAUUAAUAUGACUGUAAUAUAUAAAAUCGACGUAAAAGUGGUUAAUGUAUAAAACUAUAAAGUUAAUUGUACGCGUGUACCUUAUCGUAGAUGAAUAGAUUUUAUGAAAAAAUAUUGAGAGCUCUUUGAAUUAAAAUGUUGAUAUCUGGUAGAUAUUUGUUGCAGAUGAUAGUACAGAUAAAUAUAUCGGAGUGAGUGUCCCACCGUGAAAUAAUGUUAUUGAUAAAUACAAUGACGACAAGCAGUUAAUUUGUCUUCAUUAAUGUCAAUAAUCACUCGUACUGACACCGAUGGUUGUAGCCGUCGAGGCUGACCCGAAUUCACACGUUGGCUCAAUAUCUGCACCCAUCCCUUGUCAUAAUUAUUUGGAUAAAGUGAGACAGAAAUAGCUGAUGUUUAGCUAGCGCGUGAAACUGUUGGCAUAUUGCUGUGUAAAAUUAUGCACCAAUGUUUUGAGGGAAUCUUUAAACGGUUCAUGAUACUUACGUAUCUUGUAUGUAUUGGAUAAAAAUAAUAAUAAUUGGUGUGUUGAUGUCUAAUGAAUAUUUCUCCCUAGUUGUUGCAAGAAUACUAUUUGUAAGAUUCCUGUGUGACUCUUUAAUAUUAGCAUAGUUAGUUUCCCAAGUGACUUGUUAUUAAAUGAUACUUAAUGAUAGUUAUAUGUAAUCAUUUCACUAAGUGGAACAAUGUUUUGUGGUGAAAUUGGGCGAGUUUUAAACGUAGCCAAUUUCAUUACGUGCAAUAUUGUUUAUAAAAUUUUUUUCAUCUUUCUAUAUGAUAAAAGGCCCACUGUUUUAACAUGCCUGCAGAGAUUAGAUAAGACGCCCUUAAUGAUUUGUUGUCAUUUACUUUAAUUGCUUUUCCAUUUCUCAUGGUUUUUUACUGUGAUAGUUCAUUAAAUAAUAUUUGUUCGUAUUAUUAGACACACUUCUGAAAAUUUCAAGUAAGAGGGCGUAUUUUGAUAUUUAUUAAAUGUUGUUUCUGUCUCAAUAAUAUAUUUUUAUUUAACUCUAUAA
This is a messenger RNA of Galleria mellonella (greater wax moth), 3196 nucleotides long. Its product is annotated as forkhead box protein L2-like. The record is from RefSeq and is a predicted model, not a curated record. Gene Ontology annotation, biological process: anatomical structure morphogenesis; regulation of transcription by RNA polymerase II; cell differentiation. The coding region runs from base 610 to 2097 and encodes 495 amino acids. The transcript has 11 exons. Lineage: Eukaryota; Metazoa; Arthropoda; Insecta; Lepidoptera; Pyralidae. Gene Ontology annotation, molecular function: DNA-binding transcription factor activity, RNA polymerase II-specific; RNA polymerase II cis-regulatory region sequence-specific DNA binding.